AUGCCCAUCAACCUUCCACUCGACGCCAUCACUUCGCGUCUCAACCUCCAGGGUCGCUUCGACAAUGUUCGCUCCCAAUCCGUCAGCUCCCGCUUCGCCAACCUGAAGCCCCUCUCCGAGUUCUUCAACUUCAAGCAAAUCUCAAAGCCUCAGAACUUUGGCGAGGUUCAGAACCGUGUCAACUACAACCUUGGCUACUUCUCUAGCAACUAUGCCGUUCUCUUUGUUAUGCUGAGCAUCUACACCUUGAUCACCAACUGGCUCCUGACUUUCGUCAUUCUCCUCGUCGUUGGUGGUAUGUACGGUAUCGGCAAACUCGAGGGUCGUGAUAUCGAGAUUGGUACUUUCCGCGCCACUACCUCGCAGCUCUACACCGGUCUGGUUAUCAUCGCCGUGCCUCUUGCCAUCUUCUCCAACCCCUUUGGCUCCGCUCUUUGGCUCAUCGGUGCCUCUGGUGUCAGCAUUAUCGGUCACGCAGCGUUCAUGGAAAAGCCCAUCGAGUCAGCUUUUUCAGAGGAGGCGGUCUAA
Aureobasidium melanogenum CBS 110374 is the source of this 528-nucleotide messenger RNA. Its product is annotated as prenylated rab acceptor PRA1. NCBI's taxonomy places the organism in Eukaryota, Fungi, Ascomycota, Dothideomycetes, Dothideales, Saccotheciaceae. The coding region runs from base 1 to 528 and encodes 175 amino acids. The record is from RefSeq and is a predicted model, not a curated record. Gene Ontology annotation, cellular component: Golgi apparatus. The transcript has a single exon.